This is a messenger RNA of Durio zibethinus, 1882 nucleotides long. The record is from RefSeq and is a predicted model, not a curated record. NCBI's taxonomy places the organism in Eukaryota, Viridiplantae, Streptophyta, Magnoliopsida, Malvales, Malvaceae.
UAUUCACUCGAACCCAUAACGUUAACAUCUUCUUUUACAAUGAACUCUUUUGUAUCAUUUCUUUCUCUUUUAACUCCAUUUUUGGUCACCCUUUUAGUUCUUAUCCUUUUAGUAGAACAGAUCUCCUACUUACGAAAAAAACGAAAUGUCCCUGGUCCAAACAUGGUCCUUCCAUUCUUGGGAAACGCAAUUACAUUAGUCAGAAAACCGACAAGGUUCUGGGAACUUCAAGCUGAAUUGGCAGCUUCUGUCGGAUUCUCUGUUAAUUAUGUUAUCGGGCGGUUCAUCGUCUUUGUCCGAAACACUGAACUUUCUCACCUCAUAUUUGCCAACGUCCGACCCGAUGCUUUUUUACUUGUGGGACAUCCAUUUGGUAAAAAACUCUUCGGCGAACAUAACUUGAUUUAUAUGUUCGGACAGGAUCACAAGGAUCUCCGCCGUCAUAUAGCUCCUAAUUUCACUCCCAGAGCGCUGUCAACUUACACCGCGUUACAGCAGAUCAUUAUUCUCAAACAUUUAAAAUCAUGGGAGCUUCUUUCCUCGGAAUCGCAGGCUGAGCCGAUUUCUCUCCGUCUUUUGGUUCGUGAAUUGAAUCUAGAAACUUCUCAAACCGUCUUCGUCGGCAGGUAUUUAUCUCUUGAAGCUCGCCAGAAAUUCAGAGAGGAUUAUAAUCUUUUCAACAUGGGUUUAAUGAAGCUCCCAUGUGAUCUACCUGGUUUCGCGUUUCGAAACGCCAGGUUGGCGGUUGAGCGGUUGAUCAAAACCCUUACUGAUUGCGUUGCUCAAAGUAAAAAGAGAACGUCCGAAGGAGACGAACCUUCUUGUUUAAUCGAUUUCUGGAUGCAAGAAAACAUUAGAGAAAUCGCAGAGUCCAAAACGGCGCCGCCUCACUCUACCGACGAAGAAAUUGGCACUUACCUCUUUGAUUUCCUCUUCGCAGCUCAGGAUGCCUCCACGUCAUCGCUCCUUUGGGCGGUGUCCCUUCUCGACUCACAUCCUGAUGUUCUCUGGAAAGUUCGGGAGGAAGUUUCGAGGAUAUGGUCGCCGGAAUCGGAUGCUUUAAUAAGCGCCGAGCAACUGAAGGAAAUGAAGUACACGCAAGCGGUCGCGCGUGAGGUGGUGAGAUAUCGUGCGCCGGCGACGUUAGUCACACACAUUGCGAUGGAGGAUUUCCCGUUGACCGAGUCGUACACGAUUCCCAAGGGGUCGAUUGUUUUCCCAUCGGUUUACGAGUCAUCCUUCCAAGGGUUCACGGAUGCUGACCGGUUCGAACCGGAACGGUUCUCGGAGGAGAAGCAAGAGGACUUGACUUGCAAACGGAACUACCUGGCUUUUGGGGCUGGGCCCCACCAGUGUGUGGGCCAAAGGUACGCCUUGAAUCAUCUGGUGCUUUUUAUUGCCAUGUUCGUCACGUUGCUCGAUUUCAAGAGGCACCGAACCGACGGCUGCGAUGAAAUCAUGUAUUGCCCGACCAUCUGUCCUAGAGACGGGUGCAAGGUUUUCCUCUCUCGGCGUUGCCCACGCUAUCCUGCUCUCUCUGUUAAUUGACCAAAAGGCCCUUCUUUGUUCUCUGUUUCCGUGUCCGGGACAUCGGUGCCGGGAAUUGUUGUCGUUUGUCUUUGUCGUUGUCGUUGUCGUUGUCUCUCACGUUCACGUUCUUCAGGGGUGGAACAGUCAAUUCAUCUGUGUGGGGUGCAUUCAUAGUGAUUGAUGGACUAUUUGGAUAAAAUUUUUUAAUUGAAGAAAAAAAAUUUGUGUUGGAAACAUUGAUUGGGUGGGAAAAAUGGAUUGGUGUUUAGGUAUCAAAUAAAAAAAUGUAAUUUCAGUUUUAAUUACAUUUUCCUUUGUUUCUCAUUGUGAUUCUGUGAAUAAUAUUAAAUUU